Molecule: messenger RNA, 7785 nt
Organism: Crotalus tigris (Tiger rattlesnake)
Lineage: Eukaryota; Metazoa; Chordata; Lepidosauria; Squamata; Viperidae
Gene: CBLB
Product: Cbl proto-oncogene B
Exons: 19
Coding region: 2014-4947 (977 amino acids)
Biological process (GO): negative regulation of epidermal growth factor-activated receptor activity; cell surface receptor signaling pathway
Cellular component (GO): plasma membrane; membrane raft
Molecular function (GO): receptor tyrosine kinase binding; calcium ion binding; SH3 domain binding
Source: RefSeq, a predicted model, not a curated record
GACUAGAUGACCUGCAAGGUCCCUUCCAACAUUAUAUCAUCAUCAUCAUCAUCAUCAUCAUCAUCAUUACUAUCAUCAUCAUCAUCAUCAUCUGUUCUUUAUGGUCUGUUCCCAGUAUGGGAAAACAACUUUUGCCUGUAAUACUGAUGAAAUCUAAGAUAAAGAAUAAACUAAUUUAAUCAGUCUUAUUACUUUAGUACAAGGAAGAAUAUACAACAGGGGUGUCAAACUGCCGGAUCACGGACUGGAUGCGUCAUGGUGAAACUGCGCUCAUCCCAUUGCUGGCAAUGGAAAAAAAGUUGUGAUAUAUCAUGACACAUCAUGUGAAGUUGCAGGUUUGACAUCCCUGAUAUGCAGUGUAGGGGAGAUUAAUUUUGGAACAAGUUACAUCUGUACAUGAAAAAUGGAUAGAAAAUCCUUAUGUCCAACUAAAGUUAUAGUGAAAUCUAUCAACUUUUAGUAGUGCCAUACAAGAUAUUCUAGUACUAGGAACAACUACUGCUUUAUUUAUUCUAUAGUGCUUCCUAAAGCGGGUUAUUCCUCUUAUCUUCAGUAUUUAAUAUACAGACUUUAUACAGGUAUUUUUUGGGUUAUGAUCAAAAUUACAAUGGUUCUAAAUGAAGGGGACUUAAGAUGAGUCCUAGGAGUUGGGGCUGUUGCAGGGACCCUGUGAUUAUAUGAUUGCAUUCUGAGCACUUGGUGCCCAGCUCACAAUUACAUUGCAGCAAACUGCAGUCAUGUAAUUGUGAUUUCUGCUGGCUUCCUAUAACGAAAGUCAAUGAGAAAAUUGGCAGAAGUUAGAAGACAUGAUUAUAUCAGGUCCUUGCUUAAUGACCCGAGGAUUACGGUACCUGUAAAUGCUGAAAGCUGCAAAACUAAGUUUUUCUCUUGAUUUUAUCAGCGAAAGGAAAGGGAAAGAAGGGAAAGCCAGUUAAGGUUCAGGAGGCUGUGGGCAUACUAUUCUUUGGCAUUCUCAAUGUUAUCUUCAGGCUAGACAGAGAUAAGGGUGGGGAAUAGCAAAUGUGGGCAAUAUCACUGUCUAUAUAGCAGCAAAAGAUUAUGAUGUCAAGCAGCAUUCUAGCUGCCUGGAUACCUUAAGUCAGGUGCUUUCAUGCUGCUUUCAUCUACAUAUGAUCCUGGAAGCCCAGAUUUAUAAUAGUAAAAACAUGUAUUCAGAAAAAGAAUUCCUGCUGUAUUAGAACAUAGCUAUGUGUUCUAUGAACAUAGCUAUGUGUUCUACUGCUGUGGAUGCUCUUACAUAAAUUUGUUCUUUGUGGCAAUAUAGAAGUUUAAACUACAUGCUGUGGAUUAAAAUACAACUUUUUUUGUGAUGCUGCUCAACUUCCUUGGCCAGAUUCUAUAUGAGGGAGAAAAAAACCUUGAAUUGUGUAAACAUAAUUCUCAACGUUCAUGCAAUGCCAUCUUCUUUUGGUCUACUCAGAAUUUAAGAGGUAUGGAAUUCAAAAAUAUAUUGUCUCCAGUGUUAUAGGAAUACUAAUUUGGUAGACAACAUGACACAUUAUUCUAAAUAUUGGUUUACAAGCCCAUGCGUGGGCGGAGUGAGGAAAUACAUCAAGAUUAGGGCUACGAAUACCAUUUCUCUUAAUGACUAUACAACCAUUUCCCCAGCAUCGUAAUCAACGGCUAUUUACUUAUACAAGUCAUCUUUUCCAAAAAAAAUAAUAAUAAAUCCUUUCAGUCUCUUUUCCGUAAGGGUUACUUCCGGCCCUUUUGCAGAUGUUCUGCAGAAGUCCCGAAGUCGCCCACGGCUUCAUCUUUCCAACUGAUUCAUGAAUCACAGUCAGAGGAGGAGGAGAGCGCAGAGCCGGAAGUCCUUCCCCGCGCUCCCAUUGGUCCUUUACUUUAUCAAUCAGGCACUGGAGGACCAACAUACGCACAAUGCUGCCCUGCACAUUUUCUUUUAAGUAGGGAGGGCUAAGAAAAGGAGUUCGGUGCCUUUGCUGCCCUUUCCUUUCGCGAAGUCUCCUUCCUUGUGUUCUGUGGAUAUCCCACAUGGCCAAUUCCCUCAAUGGCCGGAACCCAGGUGGCCGAGGAGGAAACCCCCGCAAAGGGCGUAUUCUGGGAUUCAUUGAUGCUAUUCAGGAUGCAGUUGGCCCCCCCAAACAGGCAGCUGCUGAUCGCAGGACUGUGGAAAAAACUUGGAAAUUAAUGGAUAAAGUGGUCAGACUAUGUCAGAAUCCCAAACUUCAAUUGAAAAAUAGCCCACCUUACAUACUUGACAUUUUGCCGGAUACGUACCAACAUUUGCGACUUAUUUUGAGCAAGUAUGAUGACAACCAGAAACUUGCACAGCUCAGUGAAAAUGAAUAUUUUAAAAUCUAUAUUGAUAGUCUCAUGAAAAAGUCAAAACGAGCUAUAAGACUUUUUAAGGAGGGAAAAGAAAGAAUGUACGAGGAACAGUCACAAGACAGGCGAAAUCUUACAAAAUUAUCCCUCAUCUUCAGUCAUAUGCUUGCAGAAAUAAAAGCAAUUUUCCCUAACGCUCAGUUCCAGGGUGAUAAUUUUCGUAUCACAAAAGCAGAUGCUGCAGAAUUCUGGAAGAAGUUCUUUGGAGAAAAGACCAUAGUGCCUUGGAAAGUAUUCCGACAAUGUCUUCAUGAGGUGCAUCAGAUUAGUUCUGGUCUGGAAGCGAUGGCUUUGAAGUCUACUAUUGAUCUAACAUGCAAUGACUAUAUUUCAGUUUUUGAAUUUGAUAUCUUCACAAGAUUAUUUCAGCCCUGGGGUUCCAUAUUAAGAAACUGGAACUUCUUAGCUGUGACUCAUCCUGGAUAUAUGGCAUUUCUGACUUAUGAUGAAGUUAAAGCACGGUUGCAGAAAUAUAACACCAAACCAGGAAGCUACAUUUUCAGAUUAAGUUGCACUCGACUUGGGCAGUGGGCUAUUGGUUAUGUCACUGGUGAUGGAAAUAUUUUACAGACCAUACCCCACAAUAAGCCUUUAUUUCAAGCUCUAAUUGAUGGCAGCCGGGAAGGAUUCUAUCUUUAUCCAGAUGGACGAAGUUAUAAUCCUGAUCUGACAGGACUAUGUGAACCUAUUCCACAUGAUCAUAUAAAAGUUACACAGGAACAAUAUGAAUUAUAUUGUGAAAUGGGUUCCACAUUCCAGCUUUGUAAAAUUUGUGCUGAAAAUGACAAAGAUGUGAAGAUUGAACCUUGUGGACAUUUGAUGUGUACGUCUUGCCUGACUGCCUGGCAGGAAUCUGAUGGUCAAGGAUGUCCUUUUUGCCGUUGUGAAAUCAAAGGAACUGAACCCAUAAUUGUAGAUCCCUUUGAUCCCAGAGAUGAAAAUACAAGAUGCUGCAGUAUUUUAGAUAGCUUUGGUAUUCCUAUGCUUGAUUUAGAUGAUGAUGAUGACAGAGAAGAGUCUUUGAUGAUGAAUCGAUUAGCUUCUGUGCGAAAGUGUAAUGAAAGACAGAAUUCCCCAGUGACAUCUCCAGGAUCAUCUCCUCUUGCUCAAAGAAGGAAACCAUUUCCUGAUCCCGUACAAGGAUCCCAUCUUACCCUUCCACCAGUCCCUCCUCGAUUGGACCUAAUACAGAAAGGAGUUUCCCGAUCCCCUUGUGCCAGCCCGACAAACUCACCAAAGUCUUCUCCAGGCAUGAUGAGGAAACAAGACAAGCCUCUUCCAGCACCACCACCACCAAUACGAGAUCCACCUCCACCUCCACCAGAAAGGCCUCCACCCAUUCCUCCAGAAAAUAGGUUAAGUAGACAUUUGCAGCAUCCUGAAAGUGUAUCUGCCAGAGAACAACCAAUGCCACUUGAAGCCUGGUGCCCCAGAGAAGUGUGUGGGAAUAAUCAAAUUGUGGGAUGUCGUAUAGUAGGAAAUGAUAAUUGUCCCAAACCUGGACUUACUGCAAGCUCAAAUAUGAAUGGAAGACAUUGUCGCAUGGGUUCUGAUCCAUUAUUUCUGCGAAAGCACAGAUUCUCUGAAUUACCUUUAGAAAAUACCAAGAUAUUUUCAAAUGGACAUUUAGGUAAUGAAGAAUAUGAUAUUCCACCUCGCAUUUCACCUCCCCCACCCUUUGUUUCAGCCAUGGCAAAUAUGAAGUCUUCUGUUGCUGUUAUAAAUUCCUUUUCUGAAAAAUCAAGAGAACAUGUAGAAGAUGAGUACAAGAUUCCGUCAUCCCAUCCUGUUUCUUUGCCUUCACAAUCACUUCAUUGUCAUAAUAUGAAGUCUCAUACUCGUGUAUUUGAGAAUGGUCAGUGCUCUGGAAUAAGUAAUGAAAUGCAAAAUACUUCAUCUGAGAUGAAAAAAUUGAAACAACCUGAUAUAGGAGAAGCCUUUGAGUCUACUAUCCCAAUACCUUUGCCACCUGUGCGACCUUCAUUGAGGGAAAAUUUGAAACAUGCAUCUCAACUCAAUAGAACGUCCUCUGAUUAUGACUUGCUUGUGCAUCCUCCAGGUGAAAAUUUGUCUGACAAUCCACCACCUUCCCUUCCUCCACCUCCACCACCUCCUGCACGCCAUAGCUUCAUUGAGCAAACAAGACCACUUGUUGCAGGAAAUAGACCCCUGUCUGGACAUGAACUAUACCACCCAUCCACCGAUCUUUUUUUUGAUCCUACAAAUGACUCAGUUCCUUUACCACCUGUUAGAAGAUUAACUGGUGAAAAUAUAAAGGCCCACAGAACAUCCCAGGAUUAUGACCAACUGCCAUCUUCUUCAGAUUGUUCACAAGCACCAGCCAGGCCUCCAAAACCACUUCCUCGUAGGACUGCUCCAGAAAUACACCAUAGGAAGGCACAUAAUACACCUAUAGAAAAUGUUGAUGCAAAGAUUGCAAAACUUAUGGGAGAAGGUUAUUCUUUUGAAGAAGUGAAGAGGGCUCUUGAAAUAGCCCAGAAUAAUCUUGAUGUAGCACGGAGCAUUCUAAGAGAAUUUGCUUGCUUUCCUCCAUCAGUUUCCCCACGACUCAAUCUAUAGUAUGAAAAACCUUGCAGCAAGCCUAAUUCUCCAUAUGUGUGUGUGUGUGUAAACAUGAGAAAUAUUGUACAUUUGUGAGAUGGGAUUCAAGAGAUUUUUUUUUUCCUGGAUGUAUCUUCAAAGACUAAGUUGGAACAAUUUUUCAGAAUAAGAUCAACUGCUCACUUCAAAAUAUAAGUGAAUUAAAUCUGUAUUUUUGCUAGCCAUAUUUUUGAAUCAGGGUUGAACUGACAAAUAAUUUAAAGAAGUUUACUUCCCAUGAACUUUUAAUCUGUGAAAUGCAUUUUUCCAUGUUUACAAGAUGGUAAAUGACAAUUUUAAAGCUGACAAUUCUCCUGUGUUCUUGUUCAUAUUUUCUACUGUGAGGCAUUUCCAGCUGUCUUUAUACUGAUUUGACCCAUUUAGUUACUUUUUAUACAUAUAUAAGUGCACUCCCCAUUUUUAUUUUUCAAGGAGCUUUAAAAGCUUUUUGCAUUUCUGCUCAAAUAAAAUGCAAGAAAAAUGAGGCCUUCACUACUGAUUUUAUUUUUCUGGUAGACCAUUGCUAUUUACACAAAGCAAAAUAUAAUGUGUAGUAUGUUACUUUGUUACUGGUCUAUUUUAAAAAGGAUUUUGACCAGCAACACUGCGUAGCUUUUCUUUGACAUGUGGUUGUUAAGUUUCAAGAUCAGUAUGGUUAACUUAGAAAAAUUAAAAUAUACAAAAUUGCAUGAUAAUGACCUGGAAACGUAAAUCUUUUUUUAUAUAGCUAUUCAAAAUCCAAAAGGUAUGGAAUUGAAAUUAGACUUUUGUUUCUUGACAAGCUUAAUGAAAGGCUGUGCGUGCCUUAAUAUUGGCAGAUAUAUUAAAUCUAUCAGAAUGAAUUUUAUUAUCAGUGGCCAGGUAAAUUAUUAUUUUUGUCUUAUGGGAAGAAGUAUUUGGUUAAUUUCCCGUGUAGAUAAUUAUUUCAUUACAGCAUUGCAGGAACAGGAUCAUUUUAAGAACACUUUAAAUUUUCUAUUACUUCUAUAUCAACCAAUUUUACAAGGAUUUUAAUUAAUUUACAUUUUAUCUUAAAUGUUUAUUCAGUCCCCAGAUCAACUUAUUGUGUUGUGUCUGUAUUCCUGAACAUAAUUUUCCUGCUUUAAGUUGCUAGUAAUUUUUUGAAGCACAAGCCAAAUCAAGUUUUUCAGUGAAUUGCUAUAAUUAAACCUAGAAUAAUCACAAAACUGAUUUCAUUUUCCCCUAGAUCAGUAUUUUUCAACCUUAGCAAUUUUAAUAUGUGUGGACUUUAGCAUGUUGGGUGGAGAUUUCUAGGAGUUGAAGUCCACACACCUUAAAAGUUAGAUUUUCCAAUUUCUAUUUUUAAAAACUUAACAGAAAUUGUUGAUUUGAAUACAAACUUAAUCUUGAAAUGGCUAUUUUCCCUAUCUUCUCUUAAAUCUACGAAAUACGUUCUUUCUGGAGAACAUUGGCAUUUAUAUUAUAUUUUGGGCAUGGUUCACCAUCACUGACCUGUUCAAGUUAAUAUGUUACAUAGUAUAAGAGUAGAGACAUACAAAUGUGUAGGUUAACCUUCCGGUUUUCUCUCAUCCCAUGUAAUUGAGGGAGAAAGAUACAACAUCUAGAAUAUUAUAUGGUUUGGUAGUUUUUCAGUAUCUGAUGAAGCCUUUGACAGGUCAAAGCGGUAGUAAACAUUCCACAAAGAUUGGACUUGGUUUAGUGAAAUUUGCAAGUAAUAUAAGAAGCCAAGUAUGCCUGUAUUCUGUAAUGCCAGUGUUACAUCUUUUAUCCUUGGUCAUUUGGAAAAUUAUAAAUGUGUAAUAGCAAAUGAUCUUUACAAGACUUCUGUAUACAAACAUAUUUAAGCAGUCAUAUUGCGCUAUAUGACUGCUUCCUAAAUGAAUCAGUUUUGGAGUCUAUCCAUAAGCUACUUGCUAGGUUGGAAGUAUGACUAUAUUUCUACAAGGAGAGUCAUUCAAAAACUUAAAUAAUUUUAUCAUACUUUAACUUUUAUUUUACAUUCUUUAGCUGGAUUCAAAGGGUUGAUCAGGUUGAGGUGAUUAGGCUGCUGGCUUUGAAUGAGUUUCUGUACAAGAUCUAAAUUGAUUUAAAUAAAAUGAUUACUUGCCACAUAUUUAAUAUUUUUUCUGAUUUAUUUUUUAAAAAUUACAAUUAAAUGGUAGUUCAGGAAUGCCUUUGGGCUCACAUAUGCUUGAGAACAGGUAGGGCAAUUUAUGCCUCCUUGCCUUACAGCUAAACAAUUCUAAAUAGUUUAAACAGAUAGUGAUGCUUACCAGUAGUGCCGAUGAUUUCCUACAUUAUAGAGCACAAAUACACACUCAGCAUCUCAAGAGCAAGCCUCUGUUUUAACAUUCUUUCCAGUACUCUAAUGCAAGUUUCUUUCUAUCCCAAGCACAUACCUAACGACUUUUUAUAAUGUGAAUUUAUUUUGGACCAGAAACAUUGUUCUGUUUCUCCUGUUUCCAGCUUGAAGCUUUACUUUGCACUGACCUGGUAAAUGUUUUAAUUUGUGUCUUAAAGCUUGAUACAUUUGGAAGCAGACAAGUGAGUUCUAAAUCAGGCACAGCCUUUUGACCUGGAACGUAAUGCUUCUCAGACUGACUUAUUGAAAGGACUUCAAUAGUUUUUAUUUUGAAGAUUUUUCUUCUAAAUAACUAUUUUAUCUGAAAGAAAAAUACUUUUUAUAAACUUGUUUAAUGUGGUAAAAUAGUGAUGUGAUCAAUUUAUAUUUUGUUCAUCUUUUUUUUUCAAUUCUGAAUAUUAUGUAACCUGAAGUUACUAUAUUGUUCUUGUAAGGUAUUUUAUAAAAAUUAAUGUUAACAAAAUGACUUCUCU